This is a messenger RNA of Drosophila kikkawai, 741 nucleotides long. RefSeq names its product thioredoxin domain-containing protein 17. Gene Ontology annotation, molecular function: protein-disulfide reductase [NAD(P)H] activity. The record is from RefSeq and is a predicted model, not a curated record. NCBI's taxonomy places the organism in Eukaryota, Metazoa, Arthropoda, Insecta, Diptera, Drosophilidae. Gene Ontology annotation, cellular component: cytosol.
AGUGACAUCGAUUGCCAUGCGUUUUGACUCUGAACACAAAACAACAAGGAACAAGGUAAAUUGUUUAAUUGCCGGCAAACUCCAGUCCCCGAUGGCUGAUAAGCAGUGGUCGAGAACCCCAUAAACCAGCCGAUAAGAUCCAGAUAAGCAGCUCUUUCUAAUAUCAACUUAAACCGGCGCUGGAGAACAUUCCAAGUUUAGGAGGCAAGCGAUCGACAGACGCGCUCUUCACGAACGACAACCGAAAGCGAACGAAAAAAAAAAAAUGCCCGAAUACGUGCCGGUAAAGGGAUUCAAGGAGAUGGAGAAUCUCCUGAAGGUGCACGAUAAGAAGACGGAGCCCAUCUACAUCUACUUCUAUGGCGAGAAGGACAAUCAGGGACGCAGCUGGUGUAUAGACUGCGUGGAGGCCGAGGAGACCAUCAUGACCGCCUUUCGCAACAACGCGCCAGCGGAUUGCCUCAUCCUGGUGGUGGACGUGGGCAAUCGUGCCUUUUGGAUGGAUAAGGAGAACAGCUUUCGCAGUCCGCCAUUUUCAGUGGAAGGUAUUCCAGCCCUGCUGCACUGGAAGGGCGUGGAGCGACUUGAUGGCGAUCAGCUAAGAAAGCCGAAUCUGUUGGAGCUCUUCUUCGAGGAGACAGGUACUCAGAAGAGCUCCGGCUUGGCGGCUCAAUGAAGUCUGCAAAACGGUAAACACACUCACUCAAUAAAAUUAGUUUCAACUUGUGUUUUGAGUCGAGA